AAUGUCUUCCCCCAACGAUUGGUCCGCGUCAGAUUAUAACAGCCAGGCAUCUAAACUGCUCAAGAAGUCCAGGGAUUCUCCAUUCGUACCGAUAGGAAUGACUGGCUUCGCUGCAGUGGUGGCUUAUGGGCUGUACAGGCUGAAGCACCGAGGCAGUACAAAGAUGUCUGUCCAUUUCAUCCACAUGCGAGUGGGAGCACAGGGCUUUGUGGUGGGAGCUAUGACCCUAGGAGUUCUUUACUCCAUGUAUAAGGACUACCUGGCACCUAAGGAUCCUACCAAGACGAAUAAAUGAAGUGGAGAACUCCUUCAGAGAGAUAAAGGACUCGAUCAUCCUAGAACAUAUCCCGUGUUGUACUUGUAAUUUUUUUAUUUAAAGAUAUUUAUUCACUAACAGGGCCUGUUUAAAUGUGUAUAUCGUAUAAACUCACACUGAGGGACGCUGUCUCUUCUGUGGCCUCGCUGUUUAAUUUAACACACUUUGUAAAUAUACUGGGUAUUUAACUGAAAGAGAAACAACAACAUAGAAAAUAUGUUUGCAAAAAAAAGAAAACACAAAGUUUUGUAAAUAAAAUGAUUUUAUUUGUGUUAA
This is a messenger RNA of Acipenser ruthenus (sterlet), 592 nucleotides long. Its product is annotated as HIG1 domain family member 1C-like. NCBI's taxonomy places the organism in Eukaryota, Metazoa, Chordata, Actinopteri, Acipenseriformes, Acipenseridae. The record is from RefSeq and is a predicted model, not a curated record. The transcript is spliced from 3 exons. Gene Ontology annotation, cellular component: mitochondrion. Gene Ontology annotation, biological process: mitochondrial respirasome assembly. The coding region runs from base 2 to 295 and encodes 97 amino acids.